Messenger RNA from Haliotis rubra (blacklip abalone), 2281 nucleotides. RefSeq names its product cytochrome P450 1A5-like. The record is from RefSeq and is a predicted model, not a curated record. Gene Ontology annotation, biological process: progesterone metabolic process; hormone biosynthetic process. NCBI's taxonomy places the organism in Eukaryota, Metazoa, Mollusca, Gastropoda, Lepetellida, Haliotidae. Gene Ontology annotation, molecular function: iron ion binding; heme binding; steroid 17-alpha-monooxygenase activity. The coding region runs from base 355 to 1866 and encodes 503 amino acids. The transcript is spliced from 11 exons.
GAGCAGUCAUAACAGAGGCGGUGUCAGUACGUCUCUUAUCACAGACCAUAUUCGGGCAAUGCUUAAAGAAAGCGUGGUCAUCACGGGUAGAAUAUAGCACCAUAUAUAGUAAUAUGAAUCUCUACUUCAGUGGACAUAGAUGUUGAAGUGUGUGACGGGGUGAUCGAAGGUCAUUUCAGGAUAAUGAUAUCAAAGACUGGGGUUUGUCUGCAUCGUUAGAGACCGAAAGCACUGCUGUGAUAUUGCUGGAAGUUUGCCGACGCUGUAGAGCAACACUCACUCGGGCAUUCAUUUGUCUCUGGGGAGAGUUUGUACAGAUUCUAGCACAGUUAAAGAGACUUCUACAGAAGGACAAUGUUUGAGUGUUUAUCACAGUUGUGGCCCCAGUCUGUGGUAACCCAGGCUCUCGUUGUUGGGAGUGUGGUUGGACUCAUCGCCUAUAAUCUCUUCAAGAAACGAUACAACCUACCGCCCGGGCCCAAGGGAUGGCCAUUGAUAGGAAACAUUUUAGAUAUACAAGGGGAUCUUAUGUUUCGGAAGUUCAGUGAGUUGAGCAAAAAGCACGGUCCAGUUAUCAAGAUUAUGUUGGGUAAUCGGAUGGCAAUUGUCUUGAGUAGAAUUGAUGUUGUAAUGGAAGCUCUCGUCACAAGACAAGCAGACUUUGCCGGGAGACCCGACAUCUGUUUCAUUAACGCAAUUACCGAAGGAGGAAAAGACAUAGCAAAUGCAUCGUACGGCCCAAGGUGGAAGUUGCACAGGAAAAUAGCAUCUAAAGCGCUGAGGCACUAUCUAAUGGGAGAUAACCUCAGCCGGAAAGUGUCCCAAUCACUCAACAUCACUACAGCGUUGAUGAGAAAGGAACAAGGAGCCUUUGAUCCUUUCCCCUACCUAUCACUGGCGAUAUCCAACAUGAUGACAGGAAUGCUGUUCAAUAAAAUCAGCGAAAAUACAGACUCCGAAACCUACAAAACAUACGUAGUGAACCUUGACGAGUUCAUGAAAGAAGCAGGAUCAGGCCUUCUCGAGGAUGUUAUUCCCCUGCUUCAUCUGUGCCCAACGCCGAAAUUCAGACGUGUUGUUGGCGUGGCAGGAAGGAUAGCAGACGCCAUCAGAAUGGAAAUUGCAGCCCAUAGAGAAACGUUCAAAAAAGAUGAGAUACGGGACUUCACGGAUGCUCUGAUAUUGGCUCAGAAAGAGGCUGAAGAAGAGGACGACCCGACCCUGAUGUCACAGAUCACAAACACACACAUGGUUCAUACAAUCAACAACCUAGUCGGUGCCGGUAUAGACACCACGCGGAAUACACUCCACUGGGCACUCCUCGCCAUGGCGCUCAACCCUGACAUCCAGAAGAAGGUACAAGAAGAGGUGGACUCUGUUAUUGAUGCUGAUUUGAACGUCCACGUCUCGGACAGAGACAAGUUGCCAUAUACAGAGGCUACGCUACAUGAGAUAAUGAGGAUUCGGUCUGUGGUUCCCUCGGGGCUUCCCCAUUCCACUCUCUGCGAUACCACAGUUGGUGGCUACGAUGUUCCCAAGGGAACAAUGGUGUUCAUCAACCACGAUGCUUUGCACUUUGACCCUGACCAAUGGGAGGACGCCAAGACAUUCAAACCUGAACGAUUCCUUGACUCAGAUGGGAAUAUGGGCCCCAAGCCAGAAAGCUGGCUUCCGUUCUCUGCCGGAAGGAGAGUCUGUCUCGGCGAGACUGUCGCCAAACCUGAGCUUCAUCUCUUUUUCGCUGGAAUCCUGAGAGUGUUCACGAUUUCACUUGCUCCUGGGACACAGCACGACUUUGAGCCAAAGAGCACGGGAGCACUUAAUACACCAGGGAGAUACCAAGUCGUCGCCAAAUCAAGAAUAUGAAGUCGUUCAAACAUCAUUAUCAGAAAUGGGCUCAUAUCUUAAAGCUCUUAGCGACCACUCUCUUUAGAGUUUUUUAAGGUCGUCUUCUCCAUAUAAGUAUUUAUAUACCAAUCGUAAGUAAAACUCUGCAUUGGCCUUCAUUUACGUUAAAGGUUAUUUUCUGAAAGUCAAUUGUUAAAAAAUAUCACGAUGGGAUCAACCAAGCACAUUACACAUUACUACGCAAGAUGUAUAUAAGAUUGAGUUUACAGUCGCAGCCAUUUCAUAGUUUGACUUUUCCUGCCCUUUUCAGUGCAUAUUCAUGUUCAUAUUCCAUGUGUAUAAAUGUAUAUUCCUUUGUAAGGCCAAAUAAAAAAAUGUUGUGGUUCCAAUUACACCUUUUUAAAAUUUAAGGUAGGUAGGUAGGAAAGAAUUU